AUGCCUCCUGGUGGAAGACGCGGAGGACCAAUGCUGGGAGCGUCCUUGGCAGGUAUUUUGAAUUCCGAGGCUCGCUCCGACGACGAAGCCCAGAAGCGGACGGUGCGCAUCUUUGGUUCCAUUUUGGCCUUAUUGCUAAGUUUGGAUGUUGGUGGAUCCUUUCUGACGCUGUAUCUGACGUGUCGUGGUUGUCAUGACGAUCAUGAUGAUGGUGAUGGUGAUGGUGACACUUAUGGUAAUACUUAUGAUAAUGACAAUCCUCAUCCUCAUCACUGUCUCUCCAAAUGCUUGCUGCAUUCCAUCCAACAAGGAAUUCAUUUGCAUCCCAUUUCCAAGAUCGCCGAAGAGACGCAGCCAAGUGCGGAAUUUGGAGACCUUUUUGUAUUGGCGUUGAUUCGGUCUUGUCUCACGUUACUAUUCUUGUGGAUUGGCGUACGAUAUGGAAGCUAUAGUAAGGUUCCGACGGAAGAUGAUCGCGAUGAACCUCUGCAGCAAACCUGUACUGUCAUAAGUGAAGAAGAAGAAGGAAGGAACGGGUUAGAGGAACCUCUUUUGGGAAACAACAAUAAUAACAAUAACAACAAUGACGACCACGAUGAUCAAGACAAUCAUGAAGACUACGAUGAAGCAAACGACAACAACAACAACAACAACAACAACAACACGUCCAAAUGUUCCAAAUGGCUCCAAAAAAUCAUGGCAAAAGGCACCCAACCAGAGUUUGUCAAAAACGUCAUUUUUGUAUGUCUCUUUUUGGCUUCGACCUUUUUUCAAGUCUAUGCGGGAUUGAAGGUUUCCACCACACAUAUUGUCGAUCAUAAUGACCACGAUCACGACUCUGCCGCCUACACCUAUGUCAUUAUUGUGCUUCUCUGUCUCACGGUGUUAUGGAUCAAUGUCCAGACCUUUGUCUUUCGAGCCUUGGUGGAAGAAUUGACCCGACCGGAAGCCCUGUAUUUGCCGGCCGAAGUCCAUCGACAUCCCAUGUAUUAUUCCACCAGUCGGGCCAUUAGCAUCCAUUGGUGCGACUUGUGCAAACAAAAAAUGACAUUGAAAAAUUCGGCCGCCAAAAAUGGGGCGAUCAUUGGAUGUUACCGAUGCUCCUUGUGCGAUUACGAUGUUUGUUUGUCGUGUGCUCGUCGAAGCGAUGCCGCGACGGUCGGUGAAAACAUGUUGCGCGGAGAUCGAGGUGUGCGGGUGGAAGCUAGUGUCUCCAAUGGGGGAUUUUUUUCGAGGUCCAUGAAAAUGGCCAAAUCGGAAUUGCCACUGUUGCUUCUUAGCUUUGUCUUGUUGGCCAUGAGCAGUGCCUCACGACUCCUCCUUCCACAUUAUCAAGGCAAUAUUAUUGACAAGGUCAUUCCGGAUCCAGACACUGGGGCAUAUGACAAGGCUGGAUUUUUGCACUUUAUCAAAAUCUACGUCUGGAUCAUGGUGGCACAGGGUGCCAUUUCGACCAUUUAUUCGGCCAUUUUCACGCUGGUCAGCCGACGACUCAAGUUUGUGCUCCGCAAUAAACUCUUGGAAAAAAUCUUGGUCCAAGAUGUGGCCUACUUUGAUGGAACCGAAUCGGGACGAUUGAUUUCAAGAUUGACGAAUGAUUUGAAUCUCAUGAUGGCGCCCAUUCAAUCUUCCCUAAGUUCGCUUCUCAGUAAUAUUCUCAUUUUAAUUGGAGGACUCAUCAUGUGCUUUUGGAAAUCAUACCGAUUGAGCAUGCUGGCCUUUGUCACGGUCGGUCCCAUUUCCUACCUUUGGGAACAAUACGCACAGUGGAGCAAGGGAUUGGCCAGAGAAAUGAUGUCCCAUUGGGCCGAAGGAAAUAGCAUUGCCUCGCAGGCAUUGAUCCAUGUUCGAACCGUCAAGGCCUUUGGUUGCGAACAUCAAGUCCUUCACAAUUAUUCGCAAACCAACAAGGAAGCGCUGAAUUGUGGAAUCAAGGAUGCCUGGGGAAAUGGUCUCACUUCAGCUUUGACGGGAUAUCUCGAUUUGGGAUCGGGAAUCUUGAUUUUGUACUAUGGAGGUAUCUUGGUCUACAAUGGGGAACUCACUGUUGGAGAACUAGUCACCUUUCAACUCUUUUGGAACAUGAUGAACAAUGCCUACCAAAAUCUUCAAGGCCUCAUUACCAGCUUUACUCGAAGUGCGGCAGGAGCCGAAAAGGUUUUUUCUCUUUGGGAUUCCGAUCCCGACAUUGAUCCACAAAAGGGUCGGGACAUUGUGAGAGAAAAUGUCCAAGGGGGUCUUCAACUCGAAAAUGUAUCCUUUCAUUAUCAAAUGAGACCCGACAAUAAGGUCCUUUCCAAUUUUAGUUUAUCCAUACCGGCUGGAAAGACUGUGGCUCUUGUGGGACGUUCGGGUGGAGGCAAAUCGACCAUCAUUAAUCUUCUCCUGCGUUUCUACGAUCCAAAGGGUGGCAAAAUCACAUUGGAUGGACAGGAUUACGAGACCCUCAAGGUCCAGCAACUUCGCAGACUCUUUGGUGUGGUGACACAAGAGACAGAGCUCUUCGCCCUGUCGGUCGAAGAAAACAUUGCCUAUGGACUCGACAAGGACGAGUAUACCCACGAGGAUGUCGUCGAAGCAGCAAAGAAGGCAUAUGCACACGAAUUCAUUUCCGAAAUGAAGGAUGGGUACAAAACACGCAUUGGGGAGCGUGGAAACAGGCUCAGCGGAGGUCAACGUCAGAGACUUGCCAUCGCUCGGGUGUUCUUACGACGACCCAAGAUUAUUCUAUUGGAUGAAGCCACAAGUGCAUUGGAUGAACAUAGCCAAGAAGCUGUGCACAAGGCUCUGUCCAAUCUGAUUGCGGAAAGCCAGGCCACUGUAGUCUUGGUUGCCCAUCGUCUUUCGACUGUCGUGAAUGCGGAUGCCAUUUGUGUGGUGGACCAAGGAUCAGUUCUGGAACAAGGCAAUCAUGAUGAAUUGGUUGCCAAGGGUGGCAUUUAUGCAUCCAUGGUGGCGAAGCAAGUCAAGAAGAAAUCGGAUCUCUUGGAACAGGAACAACAACAACAACAGCAGGAAGGAAAUGCUGGUUCAAAGAAGACGGGCGAUAACGACAAGAAAAAGUCUUCAUUGGACGACAUUGACUCGUUGCUGUCUGAUAAAAAUUAA
This is a messenger RNA of Cylindrotheca closterium, 3108 nucleotides long. Lineage: Eukaryota; Bacillariophyta; Bacillariophyceae; Bacillariales; Bacillariaceae. The record is from the annotation of a GenBank genome assembly.